UCCGAGCUGGGGGAGGGGCUUCCUAAGGCGCCUCUGCCCAGUCGUGGAGCAGGAGGUGGAGUCUGAGCCUCGACCCCUCGUGACUCUGGGCUAACGCCAUCGCCUUCUGGGCCUCAGUUUCCUCUUCUGCAAAAUGAGGGGCUUGGACUAAAGAAAGCCCCAGGUCUUUCCGAGCUUGAGAUCCAUGGUCCUAGGACGCUUACCUGAAAAUGCGAGCCCGCCUUCCUGAGCCAUCUCGAGCUGUAACGUAAAGCCCACCCCGAUACUGCGGUGCGGACAUUGACACACCCGCUUAAGCGCCCUCUGCCUUAAUUCCCUCGCUUCUAAAAUGGGAAUUAAUAUUAUGGCGGGCGAGCCAGGCUCUAGCAAAGUUGAAAGAGCCACCAGAGGUCUAGGAGCUGGAGUGUAUGUAGCUGCCUUUGCUGAUAAUUGAAACCAAUGAAAAACCAUCUCUGCAGUGUGACCUGCUCACUCCAGCCUGAAGUGGAUUGGCCCAACAGCGGUAUCCUGUAAUUAAGGGAGUUGACCCUGCCCUUGUUGAUUCCAUCCCAUUUUUAUCUGAGUAUGUCUAUAAAUGGAAAAGCUGGUGCAGUCAUCGUGAACCAUUAGGAUCCAUCUAAUGCCUGCAGACCCUGCAGUCUUUGGAGUCAGCAAAUAGAGGGUGUGAACCUGAGGAAGUUCAGCACGCUGUCUCAACUGAACCUGAAGAGAAAAGAGACCAGAGGCUUUCUCUGUUUCCUGUUACCAUGGACAGCUGGAUGUAAACGGCAUUGGAGGUAGUCUCUUGAGGAGAAUAGUCGGAGAAGAAGCUGCUCUCCCUCAGCAGGAAUCACCUUCUGCCCCGUCUGCCCAUGGACCAGCAUUACCAGAGAUGUAGCUGAAAAUUCCUUUCUCCUGAGUUUCCCUAGUACAUAUCCCAUAAUGGCUAGGAGCUGCUCCGAGUGCAAGGAGAAGAGGCCAGCGCACAUUCUCUGCACCUACUGCAACCGAUGGCUGUGCAGCUCCUGCACCGAGGAACACCGGCAUGCCAAGGACAUGGCAGACCAUUUUCUUUCCUUAGCCCAGAAGGGAUCUUCAGGAAUGGACAGUGGGUCCAGUGACUCCUCCUUGUACUGCCCAUUGCAUGGUCAAGAGGUUCUCAAGUUGUUCUGCGAGACCUGUGAUGUCCUCACAUGCCACAGCUGCUUGAUGAUUGACCACAAAGAUCACAGGUGCAGGCAUGUAGAAGAGGUUUUGCAAAACCAAAGAAUGCUUCUGGAAAGUGUGACCACUCAAGUGGAGCAUAAGAAAACUGGGUUACAGGCUUCUGCUAAACAGAUUGAAGACAGGCUGUUUGAAGUCAAGCAUCUUCACAGGAAAGUGGAAAACCAGAUCAAAAUGGCCAAGAUGGUUCUGAUGAAUGAAUUAAACAAGCAAGCCAAUGGACUUUUGGAACAGCUGGAGGGACUCACCAAUGAACGGAAGCAGAAACUGGAGCAGCAGUUACAGAGCAUCAUGGUCUUAAACCGCCAGUUUGAGCAUGUGCAGAACUUCAUCAACUGGGCAGUCUGCAGUAAGAACAGCAUCCCCUUUCUCUUCAGCAAAGAACUGAUUGUGUUUCAGAUGCAGCGUUUGCUGGAGGCAAGUUGUAACACAGAUGCUGGUCCCCCCUGGAAGAUCAGAUUUACGUGGGAGCCUUCGUUCUGGACAAAGCAGCUGGCAACAUUAGGCUGUAUAACAACGGAAAGUGGACCACUGCCCCGUCCAGAUGCCCUCAGCUAUGGAAAUAUGCAAGGGUCAUCUUUUUAUCAUAGUCACCUCUCCCCAGUUGCCCAGCAGGAUCCUCUUAGCAGCCAGCCACAUAAGUUCCAAGCUUCAGGCCCAUGUUCCACACCAGUGUGCUGUUCUCACUGCCCCCCUGCCCUCCAUGUGCACAAAAGUCAGGCCCUGCACCCCAGUGCACACCAUCCCCAGAGCUUCAGACAGCCCCCUGAGAUGCAGCCCCCACCACACAUGUCUGCCCAGUACACGCCGGCAGUACCAGCCAGUGAGAAAGAUCAGGCCUGCAGCCCCCCUCCUGUGAAGCUGAUGCAGCCCUGGCUGGAUCCGCAGCUGCACACAGAGCCGGAGAGUACCCCACAGGGGCUGGGCAAGCUCUCCCACACACAGCCCCUGCAGCAGGGCCCACACUCUGCCUGUGCUGGGGCACCACCAGCACAUGCCCAGCACACUCAGCGUUCCCUGCAGGCCCCCUCUGUCCAAGUCCAGUUUGGCCACCACCAGAAGGUAAAGUUCAGCCAUUUUCAGCAACACCAGCAGCUGCCCCCCCCUCAGCCACCACAGCCACUGCCCCCGCAGCAGCAGCAGCAGCAGCCACCGCUGCCACCCCCUCCACUGACUGCAGCUCAGCAUGAGGGUGCCCACGAACCUGUCCUGCCUCCUAGCCUGGACAUCAUGCACCAUAAGUUUGAGCUGGAGGAAAUGCAGAAGGAUCUGGAGCUGCUUCUUCAGGCUCAGCAACCCAGUUUACAGCUCAACCAGACCAAGUCUCCUCAACAUGUGCAGCAAACCAUCGUGGGCCAGAUAAACUACAUAGUGAGGCAGCCGGCCCCGCUUCAGCCAGUUCAAGAAGAAGUGUCCCAGGCUUGUGAGGAGCCCAGUGUACCUGAAGGCCAAAAGCCAGUUCCACCUCUUGACAGAGCUGUCAUCCCUCCUUUGUCCCAGGCCAUGGCAGAAGAUGCCCCUGCCAGCGUGCACCCUCUGGACAGCACCAUGCAGCCCUCCUCUCCUAAUCCAGUGAGAAAGCGCUCCGCCUCAGUGAGUAUAAUGGGCUUCUCCAACACGCUGGAAAUGGAACUGUCAUCCCCAAGAACAGGGAGGUCAAUGGAACCCCAAAUCCAGAGUGUGACCAGCCUGACACCUAGCUCCUGCUCCCAUAGCAUGGGCCCUACCUCCGACACACAGCCAGAAACAGUACCCACUUACAGUCCAGCAGUCACCUGGGUCCUGCACCCUGGGGAUGGGGCCAGCAACUUGUCUUUGGGAGAUGUUCUCUUGGGUAAUGCACCAUGCAAGAUGGAAAAUGAAGAUUCCAGGCCCAUUAGUGACUCUCUGGGACACAACACAGUACCUGUCUGCCCAAAUGCUCAGGAAGAAUUAGUUCUUCCUUUACAAAAAAUCCUGGAGGAACCGAUUAAUCUCUCAGUGAAGAAACCCCUGCAUCUUGCCUCUCCCCCAGUGCCAGCUGUCAGUGCCUCUCCCCCACCGUCCACAACUGUGAAGCCUCUUUGGCACACAGAAGAUUGUGGCAAUUCUGAACAGGAGCCAUUUGAGGUAGACAUGAAGGAGAAUCCAAACAUCAGGACCUAUCCCAAAGAGCUGAAGAUUCCCUAUGUUCGACUGGAGCGCCUGAAGAUCUGUGCGGCAGCCUCUGGGGAGCUGCCUGUGUUCAAACUGCAAAGGGAGCAGGAUGGGACCUUUCUGCUGGUCAUUGAGUGUGGAGCAGAGUCAUCUAGCAUGUCCAUCAAGGUCAACCAGGACAGUUUGCCAGAUGCUUUGAAGCCUAAGGCUGAAGAUCCAGAAGAGAGAAAUGUCUCUGUUGGCUUCCCAGCUGGGCCAAAACUGCCAUUGUUUGGGACCCCAUCUCCUGGGGAACAAAGGAACCACUGUACCCCUGGAGCCAAGAAGUCUCCCUCAGCUCCCAACACAGACCCAAUUGAGAAUGAGGACUUCUGUGCCGUGUGUCUGAAUGGGGGGGAGCUGCUUUGUUGUGACCACUGCCCCAAGGUGUACCACCUCUCUUGCCAUGUUCCAGCCCUGCUCAGCUUCCCCGGGGGCGAGUGGGUGUGCACCCUCUGCCGGAGCCUAACAAAGCCAGAGGUGGAGUACGACUGUGACAAUACUCGAUAUGGCCAUGCCGGUCCUGGAGGACGUGUACUCCCUGGCUUGAGCGAGUAUGAUCAGAAGAAAUGUGAGAAGCUGGUGUUGUCCCUGUGCUGCAGCAGCCUUAGUCUCCCGUUCCACGAGCCUGUCAGUCCACUGGCUCGGCAUUAUUACCAGAUCAUCAAGAGGCCGAUGGAUUUAUCAAUUAUCCGGAGAAAGCUCCAGAAGAAAGACAUCGCCCAUUACCUGAGUCCAGAGGAGGUGGUGGCUGAUGUUCGCCUCAUGUUCUGGAACUGUGCAAAGUUCAAUUAUCCGGACUCCGAGGUAGCCGAGGCUGGCCGAUGCCUGGAGGUCUUCUUUGAGGGCUGGCUAAAGGAGAUCUACCCUGAGAAGCUGUUUGCUAGGCCAAGGCAGGAGGACUCGGAUGCGGAAGAGGCAGAGCAUGAGAGUGGCGGCUCCGUGACUCCUCACGGCUUCCCGUGGCCUGCCUAUGGGCAGGAAUACACACAACCCAAGAGGAGACGUCGCCACACUGAGAGUGAGAGAGCCAAAAGACUCUCGUUCCGUCUGGCCAGCAGCUUCCCCCAGGUGUGAGAACACCGGGCUCGCACAACAGGAAGCAGCCCAGAAUUUGGACAACACCGGUCCCUUGCCCAUUCCUCAUUAUCCUUCUGGCCACAUCCUCUGGAGAAUUAGGAUUACAGGAGUGUCUCUGAGCCCUUUCCAGUGGGCAUCUGCAGCAUUUCCAUGGAACCCACAGUCGUGAAACUCUGGGAAAGAAAUCCAACAGAUGACUGCUUCCUGCUGCUGUUAAACAAGAAUAGAGGCUAAAAGCUUAGCUCUUGUCAGGCUGAAAUGGCCUUCUGACACCAUGGCUAAUUCUGCCUUUUGGAGUACUUGGGGCCUUCCAGCUUCUUAUAUUUACCUAUGGGUAGGAGGAGGGAGAGAAGUACUUAGUACUUUGGCUGACCUCUUAUCCCUGACACAGAAUGGACAAAGUAGCCACUAGUAAUGGUUGCCUUUGUUGAGGAGAUUGAGGUGGAAUCCUUAGAGGGCAUACUAGAGACCUUUGGUUCAAAUAUUCGCCUGUCGGUAAGACAAUCUCCUUGCCCUGUACUUCCCAAGCAUCUCACGGUGUCCAUUCCUUGUUGUAAUCAGGCAGGAAGGAGGAAGGGCUGCCUGUUUCUUCAUCUUCCUUUCCUGACAUCACUCAGGCAUACCUAAUUUUGAACACAACUCUUUACUCUGUUUGACUGGUGUCCAUACUCUGACUUUGCUUGGGCCAUCUAACACAAAUAUUUAAACUCUCUCUUUGGAGGGAUUAAGGCCACCCACAUGUUCUAGCCUGUUCUCUGUCCCUUAUUACUGAUAAGUACCUCUCCAGUAAGCUUCUUUUCUUGGCUCCAAAGGUGUCUCCCAUUCGGUGGUACCAGCUGACUGGGGAGCAAUCUUUUGACCCACGUUGGAGUCCUGGACUUUGUUUCCUGGGGUUGCUUUUGUGAUCCGUGUCUCCUGAUCCUGCGUUGUGCCUGGGAUGCUAGGACCCCUCUGCCUGUCAGGGGGAGAUGGAGGCAUGGUAGGGAGGGAGCCUCCUGGGCCCAGUGCUGGGGCCGCAGUGAUACCUUCUUUCUUGUUACCAUCAUGGAGAGUACACUGUGGAAGGGGCCCUCAGGGAAAGUCUUGCCUCUGGCAAACACUCCACCUUCUGAAUCUGUCCAGGAAAGGGCAAGCCCUCAUUUUGUUUCCCUUCCUUCUGCUUUCCAUUUGUGUCAUAAAAUCAUAGAAUCCCUGGGUUGAGAGGGACCCCAGAGGUCUUCUAACCCAACUUACUCUUAAACAGGAAUAUCUUAUAGAGCAUUCCCAACAAGUGGCCAUAUAGCCUCUUCUUGAAGACCACCAGUCAUGGGGAACUCACUACCUCCAAAAAUAGCCCAUUCCACCACUGAAGAGCUCUGGUUGUUUGGAAGGCUUUCCUUCUGUUGUGCUGAAAUCUGGCUCUGUGUGACUUCUGCCCAGAGGAUCAAAGGAUUUAGAGCUGGAAGGUACUUUACAAUCACUCCAUAUUACAGAGGGAGAAACUGAGGCCCAGAGAAGAG
Messenger RNA from Trichosurus vulpecula (common brushtail), 5957 nucleotides. It is a transcript of the gene TRIM66, whose product is annotated as tripartite motif containing 66. Bases 922 to 4455 code for a protein of 1177 amino acids. NCBI's taxonomy places the organism in Eukaryota, Metazoa, Chordata, Mammalia, Diprotodontia, Phalangeridae. The record is from RefSeq and is a predicted model, not a curated record. Gene Ontology annotation, molecular function: protein binding; zinc ion binding. The transcript has 23 exons.